UGUCCAUUCUUCUGAAGAGUUAGGAAUAAGAGUAUCUGAAGUGUAGUGAUUUUUUAAAAUAGAGUAAAUCUAGUGUUCACUUACAUAUUUAUUUUUCUAAUAUUAUUAGGUAAAUCAUUCCAGACAAUUUACAUUGCUUGCAAAUUGUAACUACAAAUAUUGACAAAAUGAGGUUUCUAGUCUUAUUGACUUUAUUCACCAUAAUUGGGAAGGCGAUUGCAAUCGACGAACCAAGCCAAAAUAUUGAUUCUAAUAGCUACUGCUACAGUGAUGACACGGCCAGACCACAAAAGUUGCACUUUGCCACUAAAACAGCUUAUCAAUUUAUGAAAGGAAAGGAAUAUGAGAAACUUUCAACUGUUUCAGGUUGUACUCCCGUGAAAUUCUGGCUUUUUAGCAGGCAUGGAACCAGAUUGCCCGAAUUAGACGUUAUUGAAAGUCUUCCAGAAUUAGAAAUUAUACGCGAUGAAGUUAUCAACAACUACAGAAGUCAAAACAUAUCAAUAAACGGCAGCCUAUGUGAAGGAGACUUGCAACUGAUACGUAAUUGGGUACUUGAUAAAAAUAUCACCACAGACCACGAGCAAUACUUGGUUUCUCAGGGCUGGGAAGAUUUGAAACUUUUGGCAACUGACUAUCAGAAAGUAUAUCCAGAGCUGCUCCUCACUACGUAUGACAAGGAUCACUUCUUGUUCCGACAUUCCAAUACCCAGCGAACAAAGGCCAGUUAUAAUGCAUUUACAGAAGGACUUUUUGGAAAUCAAACUUCUAGUAAUAUUACUUUAGAUCCAAUUCCAGAAAAAGAUAUUCUUUUGGAUCCCCACGACAACUGCGAAUUGUUCACAAAACAAAAUAGUGAAGCAAAACAACCUGGAAAGGAUAUCGAUAAAUUUGCAAGCUCAGAGCUAAUCAAUCAGGUGAUAGCUAACGUUUCAGCACGGCUGGGCUACAACACCUCACUGACAUACCACAAUGUUUCACUCAUGUAUGAUAUGUGUAGAUUUGAACAGGCUUGGUAUCUCGACAAACCUAGUGCCUGGUGCACGGCAUUUACCCUCGAAGAAACUAAAAUUCUAGAAUUUUACGAGGACAUGAAGCAUCAAUACAAAGCAGGUUAUGUCGGCAAAUUAAAUCCAAAUGUGCCGUGUGCGCUGAUGCAAGAUAUGCUGAAAAAGUUGCAAAGUGAAGAUAAGCCCGUUGUUACCGCUUAUUUCUCACAUUCCACUUUAAUGCAUUUGUUUUUCGUCGCGUUAGGAGCUUUUAAGGACAAACAAAUUUUGACAGCGGAUAAUUAUGCCAGUAUGCAGGAUCGACAAUGGCGCGGUAGCUACAUGGUGCCGUUUGCGGCUAACGUGGCUGUUGUGAAAUAUAAUUGCUCCACCAACAGUUCUGAACCUACAACAAGGCUACGCUUUUUCCUGAAUCAAAAACCACUCGAACUUGAUGGAUGUGUAGAAGGACUGUGUGAAGAAAAAAAUAUUUUAUCAAAGUAUGACAAUUACUUGAAAGCAGAUUGCUCCAACCAAUAUUGUAAAACUAGCAGUUCGCCAGGAGCCCUGAAUAUAUCUAUUAUUGCUUUCAUCAGUUCAAUUUUAUAUAGUGUUUGUCAUUUAAUCUAAUUUGAACCAACAAAGAAAUUUAAAAUUAUUACUAAAUGUAAAUAAAAUGAAAUUUUACUA
Molecule: messenger RNA, 1679 nt
Organism: Hermetia illucens (black soldier fly)
Lineage: Eukaryota; Metazoa; Arthropoda; Insecta; Diptera; Stratiomyidae
Product: multiple inositol polyphosphate phosphatase 1-like
Exons: 10
Coding region: 168-1619 (483 amino acids)
Molecular function (GO): inositol phosphate phosphatase activity; acid phosphatase activity
Source: RefSeq, a predicted model, not a curated record